Hemiscyllium ocellatum (epaulette shark) is the source of this 7987-nucleotide messenger RNA. It is a transcript of the gene bcas3, whose product is annotated as BCAS3 microtubule associated cell migration factor. Gene Ontology annotation, molecular function: protein binding. Gene Ontology annotation, biological process: autophagy; response to starvation. Gene Ontology annotation, cellular component: cytoplasm. The record is from RefSeq and is a predicted model, not a curated record. The transcript has 24 exons. NCBI's taxonomy places the organism in Eukaryota, Metazoa, Chordata, Chondrichthyes, Orectolobiformes, Hemiscylliidae. The coding region runs from base 96 to 2831 and encodes 911 amino acids.
CUUGUCUUUUCUGCUGCUAUCCAGUUGUUGUCAGCGUUUGGAUACGGAGUGGCGAUCGACUGCGAGAAAACCAUUGGUGGGAGAAUUGAACAGCUAUGGCUACAGACUCUCCCCGCCGCCCCAGCAGAUGUACAGGUGGAAUAAUGGUCCGACAUCAGGCAGUCACGGAGCAAUCAUAUAUGGAGAGUGUUGUCACCUUUCUGCAAGAUGUAGUCCCACAGGCAUACACUGGCUCAUCUCCAACGGAUGAGAAGGAAAAAAUAGUCUGGGUCCGUUUCGAAAAAGCUGAUAUUAAUGAUCUUGCAAGGAAUCCAGAGUAUCAUGAAAUGAACAAUGCUGUAAAUGACCCCCCAUUGCUGCUACUCAUUGGAUACGCAGAUGGCAUGCAAAUUUGGAGUAUUCCUAUGAGUGGCGAGGCUCAGGAGUUGUAUUCUGUCCGGAAUGGUCCUAUUCGAACAGCCCGUAUCCUGCCUGCACCUCAGACAGGUCUUCACAAAAUUGAUAAUUUUGCUGAGAAAAGGCCACUCCUUGGUGUGUGCAAAAGUACAGGAUCAGCAGGCCCACCAUACUGCUGUGUGGAUCUGUACUCACUUCGAAAUGGUGAAAUGGUCAAGUCCAUCCAGUUUAAAACCCCCAUCUAUGAAUUGCAUUGUAACAAAAGGGUUUUGGUAGUUGUGUUACAGGAAAAGAUUGCUACCUUCGACAGCUGUACUUUCACCAAAAAAUUCUUCGUCACAAGUUGCUUUCCAUGUCCAGGGCCAAACCCCAACCCAAUAGCAUUGGGAAGCCGCUGGCUCGCCUAUGCUGAAAACAAGCUCAUCCAUUGCCAUCGGUCCCGUGGUGGUGCCUGUGGGGACAAUGUCCAGUCUUACACUGCAACAGUCAUCAGUGCUGCCAAAACACUCAAAACAGGACUGACCAUGUUUGGGGAAGCAGUUGGACGGCUGGCUGGCAGCCUACCUUCGGGGCCGGUUGAGGAUGAGAUUUCGACGCAUAGCACAUCCCGACGUAGCCCACACAUUCCUGGAGUUGUAACAAUCAUUGAUACUGAGACAGUUGGGGAAGGACAGGUACUUGUCAGUGAGGAUGCUGAAGGAGAAGGCAUAGUGGCUCAUUUCCUGGCCCAUGAUAAUAAACCCAUUUCCUGUAUGGCAUUUAACCCCAGUGGAAUGCUGCUGGUUACUACUGACACACAAGGCCAUGACUUUCAUGUAUUUCGAAUCUUGACACAUCCAUGUUCAUCCUCACAGAGUGCCGUGCAUCAUUUAUACACUUUACAUCGUGGAGAGACAGAGGCUAAGGUGCAAGAUAUCUGCUUCAGCCAGGACUGUCGCUGGGUAGUAAUUAGCACGCUCCGGGGCACCUCGCAUGUGUUUCCAGUAAAUCCUUAUGGCGGACAGCCCUCUGUCAGAACGCACAUGUCUCCUCGUGUGGUAAAUCGCAUGAGUCGAUUUCAGAAGAGUGCCGGGCUGGAAGAUAUAGAACAGGAGCUGUCAACCAAACAGGGUGGGCGCUGCAGUCCAGUGGCUGGUCUCUCAAGCAGCCCUUCUGGGUCACCACUUCACAACAAACUGAGCAACCAGGACAGUUACAACAGCUUCACAAACAACAACCUAGGAAAUCCACGGCUCUCACCAAUCCCAACUCUGACGAUUGUCUUGCCCCUGGCGCAGAUCAAACAACCAAUGACACUGGGAACCAUCACGAAGCGUACAGGUAAAAGCAAGUCCAGAUCAGCCCCACAGAUUUCUCCGAGCAAGGCUGCUGGUGGAGAAUUUUGUGUUGCUGCCACUUUUUCUUCAUCACGAUCCUGGUUAAUAGCCAAUCCUGGCCUAAAGCGGGAGAAAGAUCAAUCAAAACAGUCGGUAGUGGAUUCCCUGUUCAUUAUUAGCUGCUACGGCAACCUUGUGGAACACAUAAUCGAGCCACGUCCUGUCAACACUGUGCAGAAGAUCAAUGAUGAUACUCAGCUGGAAUUGUUAACAUCUCCCCGAGCCAGCUGGUCUCUGGCCAGGACUCCACAGUGGAAUGAACUCCAACCACCAUUCAAUGCAAACCAUCCAUUGCUGCUUAGUGCCGAUGCUGUCCAACACUGUCAGAAUCAACUGGCUGGGUUGGUUUCAUCUGUCAGUCCUGCACCAAGUUUUAUACGCCAUGAGUCUUAUGACAGCCUGGGAUCAGACAACAGUGGUCAAGAAGAUGAGGAGUGGUUGUCACAGGUUGAGAUCGUGACACACACAGGACCCCACAGGCGCCUAUGGAUGGGUCCACAGUUUCAGUUUAAGACGAUUCAUCCUUCAGGACAAACAACAGUUAUUUCUUCCAGUUCCUCAGUACUUCAGUCACAGGGACCCAGUGACACCCCACAGCCACUUAUGGACUUUGAUACUGAUGACUUAGAACUCAAUAGCCUGAGGAUCCAGCCAGUCCGCUCAGAACCUGUUAGCAUGCCAGGAUCAUCAAGGGUAAUUGCUGACCGAAGAACUCUUUCAACAGUGAUUGAUGCUGGAUCAGGAACAUUUGACCGCAGUGUGACACUAUUGGAAGUGUGUGGCAGUUGGCCAGAGAGUUUUGGACUGCGUCAUAUGUCUUCUAUCGAUAAUACAGAUGAAGGUCUCCGUGAACGUCUGGCAGAUGCCAUGUCUGAAUCACCUAGCAGGGACAUUGUAGGUUCAGGAACAGAGCUCCAGCGAGAAGGAAGUAUCGAGACCCUUAGCAACAGUUCCGGUUCCACCAGCGGAAGCAUCCCGCGCAACUUUGAGGGCUACCGCUCACCACUGCCCACCAAUGAAAACCAGCCACUCAGCCUCUUCCCAACAACUUUCAACUAAGCAUGCCCCCCCCCCCCCCCCCCCCGCCGCGAUCACUUCAGCCACCACCUCCAUUAACUUCGGAGCCUGUACCCCUCGCGUAGAUCAACAGAGUGGAACGUGAGACUUGAACUCUCUCUGCCCCUCCAGUAACGGCUAGACUGAAAGAAUGUCAUCUGAACAGUGAUGGGGGGAAGGGGGAAGAGGUGAUGGCUUUCCCCUGUAGCUUCCAGUUUGUGCUGAUUUGUUUAACUUGCAAGUCCCCUUUGGGUUUUCUAAUUCUCCAGAGCUGGCAAAUCCCCUUGAUUUCCCACCAGUUUCAGACACUGACAAACGGAAGGGCUCAAAGCUGCUGUAUCAAGGCUGUACUGACAUUUAUAUAAUUUCUUGCUUGUUUCCAUUUAACAGUUUAAACAUGUUGCAAAGUGGCAACCUUUGUAUUUCUAAGAUUAGAGAGAGCCAUGUUGUGUGUGUGGUUUUGCUUUAUUGCCUUAAAUUGACACAGUUCAGUUUUAUUAGAAACCUGCUGUUAUCUAAAGAGUUCUUGUCCUUUCAAUGGAUUCCUGUGAAAGGAAUUCCAUCAUAUUAGACAGCACAGGGAAUAAUCUGUCCUCUGAUUCCCUUAACUUUCCGAGUGCUGCUGAUCUCCUUAUUGUAGUGGGAUGGUGGCGUGCAGAAGAGGUUAAGGAAGUGAAAUGGUUAGUGUGAGUAUACUUGAAACAGCAAGAAUCACAGGAGUAAACUGUAGGCGUCUUUGAACUUAGUUCGAGACUCUGAGGCCUCUGUGGUCCCCAGUUCCAAAUUCCAGAGGGAAAAAAAUUGAAAAGGAACUGUGAGGAUGCAGUUUGCUAGUGAGACAUCAGUGCAAAGGCUCACAAGAAUCCCUUUAUGCAUGUGCUGCUGUUAAUGGGCAUUGUUUUCUCUACCCAGUUUUGUCCCUCUUGAAUUGCUGAUACAUUCUAUCCUGCAGGAUCCAUAGACAUAUCAAUCCUCAGGUAUUUAUUCCAUGUUACCAGGUUUCGUGAUAAUUUGGCUCUAGAGAAGAAUUGACUCCGUCCCUCAAUUAGGAGGUGAGGUCUGCAGAUGCUGGAGAUCAGAGUCGAGGAGUGUGGCACUGGAAAAGCACAGCCGGUCAGGCAGCAUCCGUGGAGCAGAAGAAUCAAUGUCCUGAUGAAGGGCUUAUGCCUGAGACAUCGAUCCUCCAACACUUUGGAUGCUGCCUGACCGGCUGUGCUUUUCCAUCACCACACUCUUGACUCCCUCCCUUAAUUGAUGACCACACAAAGCUUCUUUCUUGCAGAGUCAGAGAAGAGUAAUCAGGUGGAAGAACUUGGCUUUUUAUUUUCUACCUGUGCUUAUAUGGAGCAGAUGUUGACUGUGGCCAUCCCAGACUGGGAAUUGAGGUAGGAGCCUCCCACCUCUGUUGCAUCCUACAUCUGGCCCAUCAAGCAUUUAUUUAAAAAAAUAAAUUGGAAGUUACUCAGGGAAUUAACAAACCUGCAGUAAAAAUAAGAGGCGUGUUUGUAGGUAUUUGUGUUAUUCUGUUGAUAUUAAUUUUUUCUGUGUAAAAUAAGUGGCAAAAAAUCUUUUUCUCUUCCACUAUACCUUUCUCAAGCUGGAAGGUUGUCAGUACCUCUUGACAAUGCUUCAGAGUGCUGUGUAAAGAGCUUUGGCUUGAGUGGUCAGGGAGAGUUAUACUCCAGUUUGUCUCCUUCCCUCCUCUUUCCUUAGUCAAUCCCAAGUGAACUCUCAGAUAGUAGCAUGUUACGAAUCCUACAAACAAAUCCAUCUCCUUCCAAGCUCUGGAAUUACACCCAGAUACACUUGCAUUAUUCAGCAAGGUUACAGCAAAUGGCAUUGGAAUUCAGUUGUGCUGUGAAUCUACGGCUGUUGUGUUUCCAGCUUGAAAAUUUUGUUUUAAAUUCAUAAUACUUGGUUGAAAGAAAAGUAGGACAGCUCCAACAUUUUUGUAUUCAUUUAUAGGAAGUGGGAAUCACCAGCAAGGCCAGGAGAAGGUGGGAGUAAGCUGUCGUCUUGAACCACUGUAGUUCAUGUGGUGUAGUUACACCCACAGUGCUCUUGGGAAGUUGAUUUAAAUAAUUUUUGUACUUUCCUGCCAAUGAGUUCAAUGUUAUGAGUCGGGGUCCCAAGCCCGAGCCUUCCUAACAAGGUUGCAGGGUCUGAGAAGACAUUUCCCUAUUUAACAACAGUGCAUUCAUGAAGGUAAUGGGAUUUUGCCAUCUCCCAGAUUGCAGGUUGUGAUGGUAAAAGUGUGGGCGAUUGACUGGAGCCUUUGUGCAUCAGUCACUGAAAGUCUGUCUGAGUCCAAGGCCACCAGUAUAAUCAGCAGCCAUUGGUUUUCUCAUUUGGACUGAGCUGCUCCCUCAAGAACAGGCUGAGCAACCACAACACACAGACCACAAACAGCAACACAGUGAUUUGAUGAAUGAAUCAUCUCUGAACAUGUUGUCCGUGUGAGGACAUUGAGAUUGUUAAAUUUUGGGAAUUUUGCUGCUUUUGGAAAUUUUUUUUGGCUAGAUUUCUUCCUUUUCUGAAAAUGUGAAUAUCAUUGGAGUACAGGUUCCACAGAGACGAAUUGUUACUGCGGUGUACAUUUCAUGGACCCUGACUUUCACUGAAAUACACAGUCCAAAGACACUGACUCUCACUAGCAUAUGGAUCCCAGACACACUGAAUCUCACAGGGGUAUGGAUUACACACACACUGACUCUCAGUAGGGUACAAGUUCCACAGAUACUAACUCUCACUAGGGUACGAAUUGCAGAGUGAUAGAGUUUUUACAGCACAAUAACAUGUUAUUUGGCAUGUCCGCACCACUGAUCUGACACCUAUCCACUCUGCUCUAUUUUCUACCAUUUGGCUCAUAGCCUUGUGUGCUGUGGUGUUUCUGGGUGAAAAAUGUUAUGUUAAAUCCCUUCUAAAUCUCCUGCCCCUUACCUUAACUUAUGUUUCCUUGUUAUUUCACCUCUACCAAGGGGAAAAGUUUCUUCCUAUCUACCCAAUUUAUGCCCUUCAUAACUUUGUAUACCUCAGUAAGAUCUUCUCCAUCUUUUUUGCUUCAAGGAACACAACUCCAGCCUAUCUCGUUCUCUUCAAAGCUGAAAUUUUCCAGACUGGCCAACGUCCUGAUGAGUCUCAAUUACACCCUCUCUUGAGCAAUCACAUCCUUCCUGGUGAACAGAACUGCACACAAUACUCCAGCUAUGGUCUAACUAAUGAUUUCUACAGCUCCAUCAUAACCUCACUGCACUUGUAUUCAAUUCCUUGACACAAAAGCAUGAAUCCCAAAUGCCUUUGUAACAAUCUUUCACCUGUCUUAUUGUCUUCAAGGAUGUGUCAGCAUGUGCAUGAAGGUCUCUCUGAUUCUCAGUACUUCCUAGGGUCCUGUCAUUCAUCAUGUACUCCCUUGUCUAGUUAGUCCUUCCAAAAUGCAUUACCUCACACUUUUCAGAAUCAAAUUUCAUUUGCCACUGUCCUAUCCCCAGACACUCCCCUCAUUAGGGUGAGAAUUCCACACACUGACUCUCACUGAGGUAUGGGGUCAACACACACUAACUCUCAGUGGGGUAUGGAUUCCAUUGACAUUGAUUGUCACUGGUGUAUUGGUACAGGUUUAAAACACACUUUCUCUGGUGUAGAGCUUACAAGGACAGUUAGUUUCAACUUUCAAUCACAUAAAAGUCUAUGGAUAUUGAAUCUCACUGGAGUAUAUGGAUUCUUACUAGGGUUUUGGUUCAUUAGACACUCUGACUCUCUCACUGGGAUACAAUUUCAUAGACAAUGGCUUACACUUGCUGUCCUUGUGGCAUGGUUCCACAGAAACUGAAUUUCAUUAGAGUACAGCUUCCAAAGACAUUGAUCUUCUCUGAAAUGUAGUUUCCACAAACACUAACUCUCACUGGGUAUGGGUUCCACAGAUACUGACUGUAACUGAGAUUGCAGAGCAUGUUGAGUGAGGCAAUGGGAAUUACCUCUGAUUGGGUCAGGAGUCCAAGAGCAUUAACUGUGACUCCCAGUUAAUGUUAAACUGGCCUUCAUUGAACCUGACAGAGGGUUCCAUGUGUAUUGAUUGGCACUGGCCUAUUGAAUUCAUUUGUGCUGAUUCUCAUUGGGAUCUAGUGUGAAUAGAUUCUGAUUGCUGCUGAGGUGCUGGGCUCCCUUAGCACUAUUUCUUGGAUGUGGGCUCCUUAGGAACUGAUACAUGCUGGGGUAUGAUUUGGCAGGCAGUAACACUGGCACGUGGGCUUCACUGGGAUAUGGGUUCAAUGAACAUUCUUGAUAUGUGACCAUGCAGCUGGAUAUUUUAACUUUAAGAGGUGCUCAGUAUACUUGCAUCCUUAGGCAAAGUAAAUCAGGACCAGAUAAUCCUUCCACCUCACUCUAGUACAUGAUUACCAAAGCCAGUUGUAAUUGCCAGGACAUUGUUUGAGGUGAAUAGUUAGCAUAGGUCAGCGAUUAAUCCUGGUACUCCCAUCAGAUAUGGACAGUGUCAGCUUUCCUGGGCCGUUUACUCACGGAACUAUUCAUCAUUGCAUUUACCUUGUUUUAUCGCACCCUAGGAUGUAGUACAAAAAUGAAAUAAUGCAGAUAUUUGAAAUGUACCUCACCCUGUACCUUGCUUCACCUCAUGAAAUGAUCCUAUGAAACCAAAUUAAAACUACAAACACCCUUUUAUAUGUAAAACCAAAUUGGAUACCUUCCCCCUCCAGUUCCUACCUUGAGUAUCUGCCAGGUUAAAAGUUUCAGUCUGUUAAAAUUGCUAUCAGUCAUUUUCCAGACUCCACACAGAUGGAUAAUUCCUGUUUCUCUACCCCUGAUUUAACAAAGUGGAGGUAGGCAGUGUUUUGGGGGAUUGGGCAGUAGUGGGGAGCAGUGGUUAUAGUGGGAGUUUUUCUUUCAAAGUCUGAUUGCAAUAACUGUGUGAUGUUUGUUCUUGGCUAGUUCUUUACAUCAUCUAUAUCAUGAUCACAUCUGUCUGGCUGGGCAGGGUUAGAGGAGUACUGUGGUAAUCUGGACUAACAUCCAGUCAUUCAGUUCCCUAGUUCAGAAAUUCCAGAGUUAAAAAUCACACAACACUAGGUUAUAGUCCAACAGGUUUAUUUGGAAGUACUAGCGUUUUGGAGUGCUUCUUCUUCAUCAGGUAACUAGUGGGGCAG